Coregonus sp. 'balchen' is the source of this 364-nucleotide messenger RNA. Lineage: Eukaryota; Metazoa; Chordata; Actinopteri; Salmoniformes; Salmonidae. The record is from the annotation of a GenBank genome assembly.
AUGGCCAGAGGCCAGUCUGCUGACCCAGGAUGGAGGACACAGCUCCCAUCAGGGUCCAACUGGGAGGAGACAUCUACAACAUGGGAGCACCAUCGGGACUCAGACUUCCAGUAACUUCCAAAUGUUCCCAUUCCAACAUUCCCAAUCCCAAGGGAGGGUGAGGAGGGUCUCUUUCAGGUCCUCCUUCCGUUCCAGACUGAGGCGUCUCCGCUACAGGUUGGACAGCGGGGAGAGGCGGACUCUGAGACUCCCGGUCUGGUCCAGGGUGUUCUCCCGGUUGACCUCCCCACCUUAUGACAGGUUCCCCAAGACAGAUGUGUCAGAGAGGCCACAGGGUUUCUUGGCACGGCUCUUCCCCUGUCUA